Messenger RNA from Pungitius pungitius (ninespine stickleback), 1431 nucleotides. RefSeq names its product neutrophil cytosolic factor 1 (gene ncf1). Gene Ontology annotation, cellular component: NADPH oxidase complex; cytoplasm. Gene Ontology annotation, molecular function: protein binding; phosphatidylinositol binding; superoxide-generating NADPH oxidase activator activity. The record is from RefSeq and is a predicted model, not a curated record. Gene Ontology annotation, biological process: respiratory burst; superoxide anion generation. Bases 13 to 1242 code for a protein of 409 amino acids. Lineage: Eukaryota; Metazoa; Chordata; Actinopteri; Perciformes; Gasterosteidae. The transcript has 11 exons.
UUGCCUCUCAGCAUGGAGGAGACCUACGUCAGACACGUGGAGCUGUUGGGCUUCGAGAAGCGUUCGUACCCGAGUCAGCACUACGUGUACAUGCUGAUGGUGAAAUGGAGCGACCUCGCGGAGAAGGUGAUAUACAGGACGUAUCCCGAGAUCUACACCUUCCACAAAUCUCUGAAGGAGAUGUUUCCCAUUGAGUCUGGCGAGAUAGAAAGGAAGGACCGAAUCAUCCCUAAAUUACCAGCGCCGCGGUGGCUGAUCAGCGAGAAGUCUCCAGAGACCCGACAGAUCACGUUGGCCGAGUACUGCCACGCGCUCGUCAACCUGCCGCCUCACAUCUCCCGCAGCAGGCACCUCGCCCACUUCCUCGCCGUCCGACCCGAGGACGAGAACCCCGCGGCCCCAAACGCGGGGAAAAGAAACGAGACCACAGAGUUGGUCAGAGGAAACGCGUCCGUGAUUUCUGGCCCCAUCAUAUUGGACACCUACAGAGUGAUCGCAGACUUCGAGAAGACCUCCAAACACGAGAUCAACCUGCAGACCGGGGACCUGGUGGAGAUUGUGGAGAAAAAUCAGAACGGUUGGUGGUUCUGCCAGUACGAGUCGAAGCGGGGCUGGAUUCCUGCGUCCUACCUGGAGCCCCUGGACGGGCCGGAGGAGGCCGAGGAAGACGAGCCAAACUACGAAGGAGAGCGGUUUGUCACAGCCAGAGCCUACAAGGCGGAGCAGGAGGACGAGAUCUCUCUGGAGCUCGGUGAAACCAUCACGGUCAUUCACAAGCUGCUGGACGGCUGGUGGGUCGUCAGGAAAGGAGAAGAGACCGGUCAUUUCCCCUCCAUGUUCCUGCACAAGGCCGGCAAGCGAGAGCUGUCCGAAGCAGAGAGGUCCAACCCGCAGGGACAGAAACUACCGCCGCGCAGGUCCACCAUCCGAAACGCCAAGAGCAUCCACAGCAAGGCCCGCCAGCGGCUCAGCCAGGACGCCUACCGCAGGAACAGCCGCCGCUACCUGCAGCAGAGAGGAGGCCCCCCGGCGGGCGAGCCCCGCGGGGGGGCCAAGAGCGCCGCCAAGUCGCCCCUGAGGGAGAGGAAGAUCCAGGACAACAUCCCCGAGUCGUCCGGCUCGGAGAGCGAGCCCAGGAAGGAGACUCCGGUCGUCCCCCCCCGGCCGAGUGCCGAGCUCAUCCUGGAGCGCUGCAGCGACAACACUUGCAAGAGAGUCGGCUCCAUCGGGUCCAGCAGCUAGCGUCGGGAUCCACUGCAGUCAGACCAAGAGAAAUCAUGAAGGUCACGAUGAGCAACAUGAGAUUUCGUGUUUUCUUCCUGAUUUUUUGUUGUUGUUGCAAUUUCUGAUUGUUAACUUUGUAGUAAAUGUAUUUGCUUAAUAAAUAUUUAAUAAAACUAAAAAUUCAUACCUACACUAUUUUCUCGAAUU